Messenger RNA from Clupea harengus (Atlantic herring), 1905 nucleotides. It is a transcript of the gene dnpep, whose product is annotated as aspartyl aminopeptidase. Lineage: Eukaryota; Metazoa; Chordata; Actinopteri; Clupeiformes; Clupeidae. Gene Ontology annotation, molecular function: aminopeptidase activity; zinc ion binding. The coding region runs from base 143 to 1552 and encodes 469 amino acids. The record is from RefSeq and is a predicted model, not a curated record. The transcript is spliced from 15 exons. Gene Ontology annotation, biological process: proteolysis.
UUUUUUGACUCUUUAUAGCCCCGACUGACUAAAGGUAAUACCGUUCCUGCAUCACCCGUUGACGUCGCUUGUUCCUACUGUGGUUUUGGCGUGUGCUGCUGUUCAUUAGAAGCUACACGGGUCCAUUGUGCAGUCACUCAUCAUGAAAAGCUCAAAGGAAGCCGUUCAGACCGCCGCCAAAGAGUUCCUGCACUUCGUCAACCGGGGAGUGUCACCCUACCACGUGGUGGAUGAGUGUAAGUCUCGUCUGCUGAAGGCAGGCUUCACUGAGCUGAAGGAGGCAGAACACUGGGACAUCAAGCCGUCCAACAAAUACUUUGUGACCCGGAACUACUCCUCAAUCAUAGCGUUUGCAGUGGGCGGCCAGUAUCACCCUGGCAACGGCUUCUCCAUGGUGGGCGCCCACACCGACAGCCCCUGCCUCAGGGUGAAACCCCGCUCUAAGAAGACUCGACUGGGGUGUCUGCAGGUGGGCGUGGAGUGUUACGGCGGAGGCAUCUGGAACACCUGGUUUGACCGUGACCUCACCAUCGCCGGCCGUGUCAUGGUCAAGAGUGGUGGUAAGCUGGUGCAUCACCUCGUGCACGUGCCACGCCCCAUCCUGCGGAUCCCUCACCUGGCCAUCCACCUGCAGAGAGACAUCAACGACUCCUUCGGUCCUAACAAGGAGAACCACCUAGUUCCUCUCCUGGCCACAGCUGUUCAGGAGGAGCUGGAGACUGGCUGCACCUCCACAGGAGACGCCUGCAACGCCACGACCACAGUGGAGAAGCACCACUCGGCGCUGAUGCAUGUGUUGUGUGGGGAGUUGGGGGUGGAGCCGGACGCCGUGCUGGAUUUUGAGCUCUGUCUGGUGGACACGCAGCCCGGGGCCAUCGGUGGUGUGUAUGAGGAGUUCAUCUUCUCACCCCGUCUGGACAACCUGCACAGCUGCUACUGUGCACUUACGGCUCUGACUGAUUCCAGCACUCCUGAGUCUCUGGCCAAAGACCCCAACAUCCGCAUGGUGGCCUUCUAUGAUAACGAGGAGGUGGGGUCAGAGAGCGCUCAGGGCGCCCAGUCUAACCUGACGGAGCUGAUUCUUCGGCGUCUGGCGUCCUCGGCCCAGAACCUCAACGCCUUCCAGCAGGCCGCCGCCCUCUCCUACAUGAUCAGCGCCGACAUGGCUCACGCCCUGCACCCCAACUACCAAGAGAAACAUGAUGAGAACCACAGACCUGCUUUCCAUAAGGGCCCGGUGAUCAAGUUCAACAGUAACCAGCGCUACGCCACCACGGCCGUCACCGCGUCCAUCCUCAGGGAGAUCGCCGGGAGGGUCGGCGUGCCCCUGCAGGAUGUGAUGGUGAGGAAUGACAGUCCGUGUGGAACCACCAUCGGUCCGAUCCUCUCUUCCCGGCUGGGAAUUCCGGUUCUGGAUCUGGGAGCGCCACAGCUGGCCAUGCACUCCAUCAGGGAGAUGUGCUGCACCUCCGGAGUGCUCCAGACCACCACCCUGCUCAAGGGUUUCUUCGAGCUGUACCCGUCCGUCAGGAGCCAGGUGUAUGUGGACUAGAGGAGACGGAGGGAGGAACCGGACCAGACCAGACCAGAACGCCAGAACCAUGUCUUCAGAGAGAACCUGUUCUGUCUCGGGUCUUAAAGAACACGUAUCACCUGUUUAAAGAACGCCAGACCACCAGAACCAUGUCUUCAGAGAACCUGGUCUUAAAGAACACAUAUCACCUGUUUAAAGAACACAUAUCACCUGUUUAAAGAACACAUAUCACCUGUUUAAAGAACACAUAUCACCUGUUUAAAGAACACAUAUCACCUGUUUAAAGUUGGCAGACAAACAUGCAUCUUCUGAAGCACCUUUUCAUACCUGUACUGUUCUCCAGACUGGCAUAUUAAACUGUGUCUUGGUAA